This is a messenger RNA of Cucurbitaria berberidis CBS 394.84, 1330 nucleotides long. Its product is annotated as cytosolic Fe-S cluster assembly factor NBP35. Gene Ontology annotation, molecular function: ATP binding; ATP-dependent FeS chaperone activity; 4 iron, 4 sulfur cluster binding. The record is from RefSeq and is a predicted model, not a curated record. Gene Ontology annotation, cellular component: cytosol. Lineage: Eukaryota; Fungi; Ascomycota; Dothideomycetes; Pleosporales; Cucurbitariaceae. The transcript is spliced from 2 exons. Bases 43 to 1083 code for a protein of 346 amino acids. Gene Ontology annotation, biological process: iron-sulfur cluster assembly.
CAUGCGACCAUGUAGUCAAGACUGACCUCUAUACAUAUCACCAUGGCACCCUCAUUAGAAGAGCCGACACAAGUCGACUUCGACGCGCCCCUCAAGGCUGCGCCGAAGCUCGUUGCGCCUGAGCCAGAGCACUGUCCUGGCCCCGAGUCGCAGCAAGCUGGACAAGCAGAUUCGUGCGCCGGCUGCCCAAACCAAGCCAUAUGCGCCUCCGCGCCCAAAGGCCCCGAUCCCGACAUCCCCCUCAUUACCGCCCGACUCUCCUCCGUAAAGCACAAGAUCCUCGUCCUCAGCGGCAAAGGCGGCGUCGGUAAAUCUACGUUCAGCACUAUGCUGUCCCACGGGUUUGCUAGUCAUCCAGACAACAUGGUAGGACUCAUGGACACGGAUAUCUGCGGGCCGAGCAUACCCAAGAUGAUGGGCGUGGAAGACGAGACGAUUCAUGUUAGCGGGGAGGGGUGGGAGCCUGUGUGGGUCAAGGAGAACCUAGGCGUGAUGAGCGUGCAAUUCAUGUUACCAGGGCGGGACGAUGCGGUGAUUUGGCGGGGACCAAAGAAGAACGGGUUGAUCAAGAAAUUCCUGAUGGAUGUGUGCUGGGGCGAACUCGACUUUCUCGUCGUGGACACUCCGCCAGGCACGUCGGACGAACAUCUCUCAGUCAACAGCUUCCUGAAAGCGAGUGGCGUGGAUGGUGCCGUCGUCGUCACCACCCCUCAAGAAGUGUCCUUGCUCGAUGUCCGGAAAGAAAUCGACUUUUGCCGUAAAGCCAGCAUACCGAUACUGGGCAUUGUGGAGAACAUGUCUGGCUUCGUCUGCCCGGGGUGCAAGCACGAGAGCCAGAUUUUCAGACCCAGUACGGGCGGCGCGAGACGGCUGGCGGAAGACGAGAAUAUACCGUUCCUGGGCGCUGUACCGCUGGACCCACGGAUAGGCAUGGCUUGCGACUUUGGAGAGUCUUUUUUGACGGCGUAUCCGGACAGUCCGGCGUGCGCUGCGAUCAAGGAGGUGGUGAGGAGAGUGGGGGAGGAGAUGGGGCUGACGAGCGAGGAGGUGCUGCCUGAGGAUGAUGAUGAGGUUGAGGAGUAGGGGUCACGCGUGUAUGCGAAAUGAUUACCAAGAUGAUGGAGUUGGAGUCUUUGGAUUAAGCUUACGUGCAUUUGGGCGGCGUUAAGAUAACGGAUACUUCCUACUUGUAUAUGUUGGUGUUUAUGAGUAUAUCCACAUUGAUACAUUCGAAUACACGAACACCUUGGGAUAUAAUCCCAAUUGCCUGCCUACGACUUCAUGAUGCUCCAAUCAAGUAGUCUGCACUCUCGACUGCAAUAUCUUACGC